Molecule: messenger RNA, 2220 nt
Organism: Drosophila serrata
Lineage: Eukaryota; Metazoa; Arthropoda; Insecta; Diptera; Drosophilidae
Source: RefSeq, a predicted model, not a curated record
AUGUCAAUCGAGCUGGCUUUGCUCCUGUUUGCCACCAACAGCAACAGGUGGCAGGCAUCGGGUUGGAGCUGUGCUGGAGCUGGAGACCAUCUCUGGUUCAUGUGCGCCUGGUCCGCAUUGCUUUUUAAGCCUUUCCUUGUGCUCGCCCUGCUUGUGGCCUUGGCCAACUGUGAGCCACCGUUGUACGCCGACAAGCAGCGUCCGCUGGUCUUCACAAACUGGCCUCCCAAGAGUGCCAAGCAGCUGGGACGUCCUGCCGUCGGAGGAGGAGCAGGAGGAGGACCUGGUGGCAAACAGCGCACUCUGGUUGUCCAGAUCCGGAGCGAUCAGCCGGUGCCGCUGGUGCUCAAGGGUCGUCCCGGUCACAGCCCACAUGCCCACACUCAUGCCCAUCUGGCUCAUGCUCACUCUGUGCAUCCUCAUGUCCUGGCACAACAUGCCCAUUUGCAUGCCCACCUUCACGCCCAUCCGCUGAUCCAUGUGCCCCAGCAUUCGAUUUCGCAUGCGCACCAGCUGCAGCAUCUGCGUGGAGCCCGCCCCAUUAAACUGAGUGCUCCCGUUUAUCUGAAACCCGCUGGAGCACUUCGUAAGCCUCUGAAGAUCAAGCUGAAUAAUGUCAAGCCCAAGGCGAAGCCCUCUUUUGGCUACGACAAACCCUUCAAGUACGAGAAACCCACGGCUGUUAGCUACAGCGAACUGCAGAAUCUGCCGCUGGACACGCACAACAACUUCAACACCGAGCACUUUGCACCCAUUUACACGGUUCCCGCACCGAAUCUGGCCCUGCACAACAACCAUCUGGAUGUGGAAGACGGACAUCUUGACACCAGCGCCUACCAUUACACGCCCCCAUCCCAGUCCCAGUUCCCGUCCUCGUCAGCUCGUCCCCAGACAUAUCUGCCACCGAAGCACAAUGUGCAUGAGGACGAGACCAAUGACCAAACCAUUCGUGAUCCCAUUUCGGGUUCGCAGAAACUCUUUGCCCCAGAUCCGGAUCCCUCGCUACCCACUACGAAGAUCCGUCCGUCCACCGAGACCUUCAACACGCCGAGCAAUAGCAAGCCACUUCCCUCGGACGUCCAGAGCAAUCAUUUGCCCGCCCAACCGCUGGUGCAGAUUGUAGGAGCCCAGGCGGAGGCACAGACGGCGCCACAGAUCUAUCCCAUCCAGUAUGCCCAGCCGGCAGCGACGGCACAGCUGCAGCCGUUCCUUGCCGCCGCCAUUCCGGCAGCCCACAUACCCAUAUACAAUCCCACAUACCUGGUGACGCAGUCCAACCAGCUGUACACGCAGCACAAGCAGCAGCUCUUCAAGCCCAGCACGGAGCACGUUGUGGAAUCGGGUUACGUUAAUGCGGACCUUACCCAGGAGGUGGCCAGCAACGGACAGAUCCUGCAGGCGGCCAAGGACCCGCACCACAACAUCCAUCCUGUUCUGGACUCGGCUCCGCAAUAUGCCGCUUUAAUCGCUGCUCCAGCUCUGGGUGAGCCGGCGGAGAGUGCGUACGAGACGGCCGCCUUCCACCUACCCAAUACGGCAAUCCAGUCCACGGCACCCGAGGGCGGCUUCGUCGUGUCCAACUACUACGGACACGCCCACGAUUCGUCGCAGCUCCUUCAGGCAUACGCAGAGGAGGAGGCACGCCGCCAACAGCUGGAGACGGAACAGGCAGCCAUCGAAUUGCAGAAGCAGCAGCAACUCCAUCUCGAAGAGCUCAAGGUUCAGGCCCAGGAGCAGCAGCAGCAACACCAGCAGCAUCUUGAGGAACUACGCGCCCAGGCUCAGUAUCAGCAGCAACAGCACCAGCAGUUCGAGGAGCUGAAAGCCCAAGCCCAGGAGCAACACUUGCAACAGCAACACCAACAACAGCAGUUACAGCUCCUGCAGCUGCAGCAGCAACAUCAACAGCUCCAACAGCCUGUCCAGCAUCAUCCGCAGCCGGUGACCCAGGAUCCAUCAGCGGCGGCCUUCGAGGAGCACCAGCGACUGGUGCAGGCGCAACUGGGCAGCAACACGCCACUGCGCAUCUUUGUGCCCGACGAGGAGUCCACUCUAGAAUCGCGCCUGCAAAAACGAUCGGAUGAAGUAAAGAAGGGCACCGUGGAGAACGUGCCCAGCCUGAUCGAGAGCAGCAGCGAGGCAGAUUCAGCCAAAGAUUUGUUUGAGGUCUCCACCUCCGUUGAAGUUGCCGGCGAGCAUCUGGCGGCCAGCAGUAAUUAG